Cornus florida is the source of this 1213-nucleotide messenger RNA. RefSeq lists its product as uncharacterized. The record is from RefSeq and is a predicted model, not a curated record. The transcript has 2 exons. Lineage: Eukaryota; Viridiplantae; Streptophyta; Magnoliopsida; Cornales; Cornaceae. Bases 163 to 705 code for a protein of 180 amino acids.
AUCUGGUAAAUAAUAUUUUAUGUAACAUUUAAAUGGAUCCAGUGUUUCACUCACUCAUAAAAUACUUUGAAUUCCCGCUUUUUCAAAAAUUUAGUGCUUUAUAUUGCUUGAUUUCAAUUUUGGGAGCUUCGUAUCAAUUUUAUCUUUUCCCGCUCGGUGGAGAUGGAAACAGCAGAUUGGGAAAACGAAGACUGGGAGUUCGUUAACGACGAUGGCUUCGUUUACAAGCGCAAGAAGCGCCGCCUCGACCCCACCACCACCUCCUCGGCUCCGCCGCCACCAGAUCCGGCGGCUGAGGAGCGAAACCGACGGCAAAGGAAGAAAAGGGCGCUCGUGAAACUGAGAGAGAAGUAUCAGAAAGAGAUUGACCAGUGGGAACUUUUAUCAAACACCGUGAAGGCAAUCCAAGAAAAAGCUCAAAACCAACAACAGCAACAACGAGAACAGGCGCCGUCGUCGUCCCUUUCGGCCAUCGUCUCGCCUUCUCCGUCGGCGCAUUCGUCCGAGUCUGCAUGCCGGAGAUUAGUAGAUGAGCUCCUUUUACGGGUAGAAGCAGAGGAAGCAAUUAUUCAGAAUAUUUCAAAUCUUUGUGAUUCGGCCGAAGCCAUUUGCAAUGCACAAGAGGAGCCAAUGAUGCAAUCGCUAAUUGAUCUUCCAAUUUGGGCGUCGCCACGUGACCUCAUGGCAUCCUUGUGCGACGAGUAAUAAAAAUGAAAAGCUGAGUUCUUGGAGUAAGGAUGUCAAUUCAGGUCUUCUUCUAUUGGUAUGCCAUAAAUCCUUAACUGUUAUGCAUGAAGAAGACCUUUACUGUACUAUAUGUUGUUUUCUGUUAUGUAGAUUUCUCUUUAUACAGAGAUUAGAGGGUAAAUUUUAAAUUAGAACCAUGAUUGAUCAGGACUUGUUUAGAUGAAUUAACAAGUUGAUGAAUGUGCAAAAAGUGCAUUCUUUGAACACUAGGGUAAGAGAUUUAUCAGGCCGUUUCUCGGUGCAAAGGUAAAAGUUUGGAUUGUAAAGAGUGAGAAUGUGUAUUUGAGAGUGAGAAAACCCACUCGGAAGCUUUGGUCUUUCUGCAGUUUUCCAUAUGAAAAUCUUGCAUAGGACUAGUAUUAGUAAUGGUCUGUUUUCUUAAGGUUGUGUUGCAAAAUAGCUGUAGAAAGGAUAGUUUCUGAUUGAGUAACGAGGCAAAAAUAUUAUUAAUUAAAUUCUUGCUAAA